Messenger RNA from Abrus precatorius (Indian licorice), 721 nucleotides. Its product is annotated as small nuclear ribonucleoprotein SmD1b. Gene Ontology annotation, cellular component: precatalytic spliceosome; U4 snRNP; pICln-Sm protein complex. Gene Ontology annotation, molecular function: RNA binding. The transcript is spliced from 5 exons. The record is from RefSeq and is a predicted model, not a curated record. Gene Ontology annotation, biological process: RNA processing; spliceosomal snRNP assembly. The coding region runs from base 118 to 462 and encodes 114 amino acids. NCBI's taxonomy places the organism in Eukaryota, Viridiplantae, Streptophyta, Magnoliopsida, Fabales, Fabaceae.
AAACCCUAUAUAACAAACGAACCGCUACUUCUGCAGGUGACUCGAGUUCAAAUUUUUGCCCCAAAACCCUGGCUACCGUGGCGGUGGCCGCUGAAGGAAGAGAAUAAAGAAGGCAACAUGAAGCUCGUCCGGUUUUUAAUGAAGUUGAACAAUGAAACCGUGUCAAUUGAGCUCAAGAAUGGCACUAUCGUUCAUGGCACCAUUACAGGUGUUGAUAUCAGUAUGAACACACAUUUGAAAGCAGUUAAACUAACUCUGAAAGGGAAAAAUCCAGUGACUCUGGAUCAUCUCAGUGUGAGGGGCAACAACAUCCGUUAUUAUAUUCUUCCUGACAGCUUGAAUCUCGAGACCUUGCUUGUUGAAGAGACACCUAGGAUCAAGCCCAAGAAGCCAACUGCUGGGAAACCCUUGGGGCGAGGGCGGGGACGCGGUCGUGGCCGAGGAAGGGGUCGUGGUCGCUGAGUCACUUUUCAUAAUUUUUGUGUCAUGCAUUUGUAAGCUAUGUAGCAAGAAGUUCAGGGUAGUUUUAGGAACAUCUGAGGAGCAUAAUUAUUAAUGUAUUCCUGGUAUUUUCUUGCAAGCACUUUGAAGUAAUAUUGUAUAACCAUCUUCAUGCAGAAAUCGAUGUAACCUGAAUUACCUAUUGUUUUAUAGUUAAUGAGGAACUGCCCAUGACUUAUAUUGGCUAUACAUUAACUCAGUAUAUGGGCGCAAGAGUUGC